UCCACUAAUGACAAAUACGUUUGCUUAUUGUAAAAGAAAAUUAAUAAUUGUUUGUUAGAUUGCUAUAUACCUGCAGAUACAGUAAUGUUUAAAUGCGACAGCAAGAGGAUUGGACGAACAUUAAGACAGUAUGCGAAAAAUUGUUCUCUCCAUGGUCUACACUAUAUCGUUGACCAAGAUGUUAACUAUUUCAAGAGAGCUUUCUAUGCAGUAUUCUUUGUGGGAUGCUUGUAUGGGACCGUGAUUGGAAUAAUGUACUCGUACAAUUCUUUUGUGUAUAAUUCAAUCAGCUUCGUAACCGAAACGACUUAUCUAAAUUGGAACACAACAUUUCCCGCAGUAACGGUUUGUGAAAUGACCAAUACUGAAGUUUCAUUCUCGGAUGAAGAACCUCCGAACGAUGAUUCUGUUGUUCAGGAAUUCAUAUCAGACAUAAUAUUAUUCACUGGAAGUUGCUACUCGUGCGCUGAACCAUGUCAAGAAUGCAAGCGAUUGAAUUUCAGUGAUCUUGUCAGACGGUAUCGCAAGAAUUGUUCGUCCCUUCUGUCUAAAUGUAAAUGGAAUGGAGAAGAAUUUAAUUGUUGUGAUAAGUUCUUACCUUUAGAAACAGAAUAUGGCGUCUGCUUUUCUUUGAAUUCACUACAUACAAGUAAAUCAUCUAAUUCGCCUUCUAUUUUGAAAUGUGACAGAAAGUCGGGGCCUGGAACACUAGAGAUUUUAGCCGUAGAUGAUAUUAGGCUGUAUUUUCACGCCCCGGAAGACGUCCCGUAUAUAAACUCAGAUCCUGAACUAAGAAAGGAUAUCGUUCUUGGAGAAAGCUACAAUAUUUCGUUCACUGUUACUGAGAUUUCAAACGACGAAGGUGUAAAGUAUUUACCAGUAGAGAGGAGACAUUGCAGGUUCCCCAAUGAAUUACCACCGGAAAUAAAAGUACAUAAUUUUUAUAGCUACUCAUCGUGUAUUGUUCAGUGUCACGCAGACGCUCAUUACGAAUUCUGCAACUGCACGCAUCAUCAUAUGCCUUAUUUUAGUGUAACGGCGCUUACCAAUGUCCACAUUCGGAUACCAGAAGUUGUCAGAGCUGGGGAUACGGUGACCCUUGCUUGUGACUACGAUUUGGAAAAAGCUGCCUUAUAUACCAUCAAAUGGUACAAGGAAGACUAUGAGUUUUACAGAUUUGUACCGAAAGAAUCACCACCGUCCAGAGUAUUUCUUGUUCCAUCGAUUUCAGUCGAUGUGUCUCGGUCGAAUUCGAAGGAGGUGACUUUGACAAACGUUGACAAAGAAACGGCAGGAAACUUUAAAUGCGAAGUGUCGGCCGAUGCACCUCUAUUUCAUACUGAAAUAAGAUCUGCUCAUUUAUGUGUUGCUGAUAUCCCCAACGACGGUCCCAUUUUAGAAACUCGUCUACACAAAGUUGAGCCUGGAGCAGGAAUUACAGCCAACUGCACAAGCCCUGCAUCACACCCUCCCAUGAAUAUUACUUGGUACAUAAACGACGUCGAGGUGAAUCCUGCGAGUAGUAGCAUUCAAACUGAGAGCAAGGUAACCGAGCACGAAAUUUACUCGAAUCUAAAAAGAGUUCAAUCCAUUAUUCAUAUACGACCAAAUUCGAAACUUUUCGCGAAUAGUAAAAUGAAACUGCGCUGUUUGGCUACGAUGUACACACUUUACAGACAAACCGCUGAACUAGAUAUCGAGGAAAAUGCACCUCUGUUAGCACUCGUUAUGGCAACAGAUUCUCCAAAACAUGCAGAUAAGCCAAGUGGAGCGUUUUCGUCGCCCAGAUUUGGCAGCGUACUAUUUCUAACUACGGUAUUAAUGAGUUUAAGGCUUUUUUGCAACACUUGAGUUGAAUAUUUGCGGACAUGAAUGCAAUGCAAUAUGUGCGCCAAACAGAUUGGAUUUCUUGUUAAAGUCAAGAAUACUAAUGGACUUGUGUGGAACGUUCAAAACUAAUGAAGUGUUCGUCAAAGAUGAUGCCGAUAUUCUAAACGUCAUACGUCAAUAUCCGCUCCGACGCUCAUCCUUUGGCUUCAAUCAAUCUCUGUAUUUUUCUAUCAUAAUGACUUGUACAACACAAAAUAUUUGUUUUAUUGUGAUUAUCGUUUUCGAUGUUUCUUUAUCGAUGUUUUUAAUGUAUAUAAUUCAAUGAUGUUUUACAAUGUUUGUUAAUAAACUAAUAUGUCCAAACCCUAUUGUGAUUCUACAUUCGCUUAUUACUUAUUAAAAAAUAAACUAUUCACAGAGUUGUUACAAAUUCUAAGUCAUACUCGUUUUUAAAAUAUUAUUUUUCAAUGUAUUCCAUAACCGUAAUAUACAAGCAAGGUGGUUGUUCGUUAAUGCUUCCAACGAACGUUUUCUAUUUUGAUUUAUUUUUUAUAAUGUCCUUAAUUAAUGUUUUAAAAGGUCAAAUUCAUAGGUGCAUACGCUCUA
This is a messenger RNA of Agrilus planipennis (emerald ash borer), 2436 nucleotides long. RefSeq lists its product as uncharacterized. The transcript is spliced from 12 exons. Gene Ontology annotation, molecular function: sodium channel activity. Gene Ontology annotation, biological process: sodium ion transport. The record is from RefSeq and is a predicted model, not a curated record. The coding region runs from base 85 to 1851 and encodes 588 amino acids. Lineage: Eukaryota; Metazoa; Arthropoda; Insecta; Coleoptera; Buprestidae. Gene Ontology annotation, cellular component: membrane.